GUUUUGUUUUCCUGAUAGAGAAAAAUGGAGGAAGUUGCUAUCCAGCUCGCUGCAGAAGGGAUUCAGAAGAAAGUGAUUUCUCCGGGAAAAGGAGAGCUUUCCACGUUUCCUGAUGGCACGAAGGUCAUGUUUCAUUACCGUACCAGUCUGUGUGACGGCACGGUGCUGGACGACUCCAGGACGAUGGGAGGGAAGAGUAAACCCAUGGAGCUCAUCCUGGGCAAGAAGUUCAAGCUGCCGGUUUGGGAGCAGGUCAUCAUCACCAUGAAAGAGGGAGAGGUAUCCGACUUCACCUGUGACGUCAAGCACACAUCCCUGUACCCGCUGGUCUCCCAGUCGUUACGGAACAUCAGCGCGGGGAAGGAUCCUCUGGAGGGUCAGAGACAUUGUUGUGGAAUCGCUCAGGUCCACUCUCACCACUCACUGGGACACCACGACCUCGACCACCUUCAGGCAAAACCCCAGCCUCUGGUCUUCACCAUCGAGCUGCUGCAGGUGCUGCCGCCCGGCUCGUUUGCGCUGGAGACGUGGGCGAUGACGGACGAGGAGAAGCUGCAGGCCGUACCGCAGAUCCACGAGGAGGGAAACAUCCUCUUUAAGAAGGGAGAGAUUGCCGCCGCCGCCGAGAAAUACUACAACGCCAUCGCCUGCCUGAAGAACCUGCAGAUGAAGGAGCAGCCUGGUGAUGUUCCGUGGAUUAAGCUGGAUCAGAUGAUCACGCCGCUCCUGCUGAAUUACUGCCAGUGUAAGCUGAUGCUGGGUCAUUACUACGAGGUGCUGGAACACUGCUCCUCACUCCUCAACAAGUAUGAAGAUAACUUGAAGGCGUAUUUUAAGCGGGGGAAAGCUCACGCAGCCGUGUGGAACGAGGCCGAGGCCCGGGCCGACUUCGCCAAAGUCCUAGAACUGGACCCGUCUCUGGGUCCCGCAGUGGCCAAAGAGAUCCGAGCGAUGGAGGAGCGGAUCCGGGAGAAGGAGAAGGAGGAGAAGGGCCGAUACAAAAAUCUCUUCAGCUACAACAGCAGCACUUCACCAACCGCAACUACGAGUUGAGGAGGAGAGUGGACAUUUUUUCUGUCGUUCCUGAGGAGAGGGUCGGUCAUGGAGGCACUGUAAAAACUGAAGCACGUGAACCUUCUUCAGUUCGCCCACUUAUUAUACCAGCCAGCCAGGCACAACCAUCUCCCUCCUUUCCUGUUCUUCACAUUUUCACCCCCCAAUUCUUACCAUGCUCCUCACUGUUGUUACGCACAAAUUAUUAUUAUUAUUAUUAUUAUUAUACGUCUGUAAUGAAUCCCUUUAUGAAAUGAGAUCUGAAUUAAUGUUGAAAUUAACUGAAAAUAUAAGGGCUCACCUAAAGUACUUUUUAGUAGGAUUUAGGACACACCUCUGUUCCAUUUGCCCUUCCCCCGUCCACUUCCUGUUUGGUUAGGACUGUAGAAGGACAAGGAGGAAUUACUGUGUGAACAUACGCACCUUUAUUUAUGGAGAAUAACACUCAGAAUGAGGAAUUAUGGUCCAGAAGACACUGAGGUCCAGUGAUGAUGAUCUACAGUACAGAACAGGAGUUAGAAAGAUAAAGCCUCCUGAUCGAGACAAUCACCCAGCUAAUAUAGUACGUUUCUCCACUAGGGCUGCGUAAUAUCAGCAGAACACCACAUUACAGUUACUAUGGUAUAUGAUAACUGACAUAUAAUGGUAAAUCAAUAAUAUAAACCUAGCACAAAAUCUAAGGAAGUGUGUGUUUGGUAGAUUAUUUGUUGAAAUGUUUCUUGGCUAUAAAUCUUAUACCUAAAGCCUGUUAAUUUCUCUUUUAAAUGGAGCUGGAACAUGUAUUUAAAUAGAGUAAGGAAGGAACAUGUAUUAGUGGGAUGUGCAGCAAAGUACCGUAUUUCUUCCUGAAAACUGUUUAUUUGGGUGAGUAAAUCACUUCCGUCUGUUUACAAUAAGCUUAGAUUUCCAGAUAUACACUAUGGCUGGGUGCAGCAGCAUUAGCAGUUAGCACUAGUAAAUUCCACCCGACAGUGCUACACUGAGGAACCCUGAGUAAGCCAGUGCGAUAUUAGCUAGCUGUUUGUUCCACGUAGCUUGUUUUAACAUGCAGACUACAGUACGAUAUACUCCCCUCUGACCAGUGAAAGAGCUAGUGCUUAGCCUGGUUAGCAGCUAAUGCUAAUACUGCUCCAGUCUCAAUGCUGGAGAACUAAACUGAAACUCCUGUAUAACUCUGUACUUCAGUGGAGUGACUUUACUGCUCCUUAAUACCUGACUGGUAGAAUUUAUACAUAAGGAGCACCGGAUUAUAAGGAGCUCUAUAAUUUUGGGGAACAUUAAAGGAUUUUAAGUGCGUUUUAUAGUGUGAAAUAUACAGUAUGUGGGUUGCACCCAUGAAAAAUUGACCAAAACAGUUUAUUCUGCUGCGAUAGGGCAACUUCAAGCUGGUGUUCUUCUAAACCGUAAAAUUUCAGCAUUAUUUAGAGUGAUUUGAUUUGAUUUGAUAUAAUGGAUGCUAGAGAUCAAAAAAGAUCAAACAAGAAAACCAAACAAGUCAAUGGAAAAAUAGUAAUAAGCUGUUUGGCAUUGGUUAAAAAGAUUUGGCACAUUUUUUAUUGCCGCAACCCACAUACCACCAGCUCUGCUGCUCAGCCCAUAAAUACAUGUUCCUUACAACUUUGACUACAAUUAAAGAUAAUUUAACUUACUUUUCAAUGGUAUUUGGGUUUAUUACCAAGAAGCAUUGUUACAACAAUUAAAUAAAAAAACUACCAAACACCUCCGCACUGGAGUCUUCGGUUCAAGUCCCUAUCUGGGUUGAAUUUAUCAUGUUUCCUCCCACAGUCAAAAACAUGUAAGGUGAACUAGAUACUCUAAAUUGUCCUGAUGUAUUGGAAUGAGUGCUGAAUAUAAAUGUUUGUGUGUAAAACGUGAUUGUAAAGCAUCCUUGGGUAUCUAGAAAGACUCUAUAUAAAUGUAACUUAAUUCAUUCAUUAAUUCCAAUACGAAAUGACAGCGACAAAUUGUGCAGCCCUACAUUCUAUCAUGUCGCGGGUCAUCCCUGUUUCUUUAUAUUCUCACUCUUUUAUCUUAUAUUAUGUAUAUUUUACACUGUCAUGUAUAGUCUUUGGACAAGAGUCUGUUCUACAUUUUUCUCACAAAUUCAUACUGAAUUUUAAGUGCGCUUUAUAGUGUGAAAUAUACAGUAUGUGGAUUGCACCCAUGACCCAAUUGACCAAAACAGUUUAUUCUGCUGCGAUAGGGCAACUUCAAGCUGGUGUUCUUCAAAACCAUAAAAUUUCAGCAUUAUUUGGGGUCCUGGUACCAGUAUCUCCAAACUGAAGGCUAAGUUCCAUAUAAUGGAUGCUAGAGAUCAAAAAAGAUCGAACAAGAAAACCAAACAAGUCAAUGGAAAAAUAAUAAUAAGCUGUUUGGCAUUGGCUGAGAAGAUUUGGCACAUUUUUUAUCGGCUCAACCCACAUACCAUCAGCUCUGCUGCUCAGCCCAUAAAUACCAUGAAUUGCUAAAUCUCACCUUUACUGCUCAUCGUCAAUCCCAGCCCGGUCUCAUUCCGUCCAACAGUAGAUAGGGGUAUCUUCCGGUUCACAGAGGACACUGCGAAACCUGUAAACACUUGGGGAACCAAUGGCCAUGCAGAAUGAACUGUAACCCCUCCCCCUGUCUCGUAGUCCACACCCUGUAAAGGUAAAUAUAACCGCUAGCUCGUACACAGUUCUGUACUAAAGCACACAGCGAAUAACAAGGACCGCGAGUGUGUACGUUAAUAUACCUUAUAUACGUCUUUUACUGAAAGAGCAGACUCUGCAUUUAUGUUGUAAUGAAGCCAAGUAAAUAAAAAAAAUAAAGAAAAAAUAUUUCUAUGCA
Astyanax mexicanus (Mexican tetra) is the source of this 3879-nucleotide messenger RNA. It is a transcript of the gene aip, whose product is annotated as aryl hydrocarbon receptor interacting protein. The record is from RefSeq and is a predicted model, not a curated record. Lineage: Eukaryota; Metazoa; Chordata; Actinopteri; Characiformes; Acestrorhamphidae. Gene Ontology annotation, molecular function: peptidyl-prolyl cis-trans isomerase activity; protein binding. The transcript has 7 exons. The coding region runs from base 25 to 1053 and encodes 342 amino acids.